Salmo salar (Atlantic salmon) is the source of this 1971-nucleotide messenger RNA. The record is from RefSeq and is a predicted model, not a curated record. NCBI's taxonomy places the organism in Eukaryota, Metazoa, Chordata, Actinopteri, Salmoniformes, Salmonidae.
UGUAGUAGUAGAUCUGUACCAGUACAGAGGGAUGGGCCAAAAAGUCAUAUACGUUUCAGUAAGAUUGGAUUUUUAGCAUUUAUAGCAAUGGUUAUCAACUGUACUGCAGGGAUAAGUUGCAGAAAAUUUAGUUUGUGGUGGUCGCUGCAGAGAAGUAUUUGGGUGUGCGAGACUUGACAUCAGAAGAGUUACAGGGUGUGUUAAGUGGUGAUGUCCCAUCCUUUCAGGGUGAUGGCAUGAGGGAGACACCAACAAAGUUUCUGAGUGAGAUAACAUGGAAGACAACAACAACGUGACAAGAAAGUACCAUCAGAAAGGGACUAAUGGAUUUAGAACGGACCGUGUGGUUGUGCGUAAUUUCGAAAGCGCUGACUAUCCGGACGUCGAGCGCAUAUUCAUUGACGGGCUGAUGGAGAUGGUUCCGGACACCGCGUUUAGAGGGUUAAAACGUCACCCUGAGAGCCUGCUGCUGUACGCCGCUAUGACAAUUGUUUGUUUUAUUGCGACCAAGUCGUUGUUGCUGACUUGUUUGGUGCCUCUCGCUGUCCUGUGCGCACGCUACUACUACAGCAGGAGAGUUGUCCUUGGGUACCUGGAGCGCGCCAAACUCACGGAUAUGGGCGACAUCGAGGGACAUUACAUGAAAACUCCAGACUCCUGUCUGUGGGUUGCAGUGCUGGAGGGCAGUGUGGUGGGUGUAGUGGCGGCCCGUGCCCUGCGGGGGGAAGCUGGCACUGUGGAGCUGCAUCGCAUGUCGGUGGACAGGCCCUGUCGGCACCGCGGGGUUGGCUUUGCCCUCGGGCGGAAGGUUCUACAAUUUGCAGCGGACCGUGGCUACCUCUCUGUCGUCUUGGGAACCACGGCCUACUCGCCGGCUGCUCACCGGCUAUACCAGACUCUGGGGUUCCGAUGCGUCGGUGUCACCAAGGGAUACGCCACUCCUGGCGUGAGCCGGUCGGUUCUGGAACAGCUCUUCUACCGGGUCAGUCAUCACCACUACCGGAUGGACAUGACCGUUCACAAGACUAACACUCACAGCCAACACUGAGCACAGAACAGUGAUGGAGCAUAGCACAGAACAGUGAUGGAGCACAGCACAGAACAGUGAUGGAGCACAGCACAGAACAGUGAUGGAGCACAGCACAGAACAGUGAUGGAGCACAGCACAGAACAGUGAUGGAGCACAGCACGGAAGUGAUGGAGCACAGUAAUAAAGUACAACACGGAACAGUGAUGGAGCCCAGCACACGGAACAGUGAUGGAGCCCAGCACAGUAAUAAAGCACAGCACGGAACAGGGAUGGAGCACGGAACAGGGAUGGAGCACGGAACAGGGAUGGAGUACAACACACGAGUGCACAUGCAGGCAAAUGCACGCCACACACGCAAGCACACACUCUAACCCAACCCCCUGAGACCCUGAGCACCUUGUUUCACCAUUUAGUGAAUGGAAGAAAAUCUCCAGAACGUAAUGUAUGUAAUCACUAGGUUAAAGGUAAAGAAUUGUUCGCAAAUGUACCGUUUUUCCUUGUGAUUUGAAGAGGUUUCUGUUAAUUUCCUGUUCAGAGAAUUGGUGGGGAAAUGGGGUACGUUCGAGUGCAUGGUUUAUUCAGGGUAACGCUAGUAGCUUAUUCCGGGUGACAUGCAUGUUUAUAUCCCAGGUUAUUGAUGCUUAAAGCAUAGCAGCAUCUCCAUUGAAAUGUGUGCUGGUAUUAUUACAUAUGUUUAUCUGAACAUGUCUGUAUGGUAUAUCAUGUGCUUUGAAUGUUAAUUGACCAGAUGUAUAAGGCUUGGGUAUUGCUAUAAGAAGCCUGUACUCUCAUUGUUUGAGGAACAGGACAGGGAACAGGUCGGCAUGCUGCUCGGGUUUGUUUGAAAUGCUCUAUUUGAUCAUUUCUGUAAAUACUUGCACAUUUUGCCGGCUAUUAUCUUCACUUGCAAAUAAAAAGUAUCACUUUGGGCAAGAAAAAUC